UAUCUACUCGUAACAGUGAAAUAAGAUAGUUGUUAAACUCAAGUACGCAGUGUGCGGCUACGACGCAGUCUACGAGCCACUUGAUUUAUCUGAUAUUUUCCAUAAUACAAUAGAGGAGAGGCUCAUCCUCGGUGAUCGAAUCGUUACAGUGUUUCGAGUGGAAAUAGAAAGAAAAAAAAAAAUGAAUCAAACUGAAGAGACUCACUUGAGACACCUUUUCGACGGUGAACCGAUACUAAAUGUUUAUAACGAUGAAAUUAUCAACCUCUCGGUGGGCGCGCCUGGACCGGACCUUUUGCAGCUGUGCGUGUCGAACAUGCGCCAGGCUACCGAACACAGACUGAGCGACCGUUCACGUCUGUCAUUCGCAGCUGGCCGAAGAAAGGGAGGGAAAGUAUUACUUGUUCCAAUAUGGAAUAACCGCUGGCCUUUACGAAUGUCGUCGGGAACUUGCGAAGUUUCUGUCGAGACGCUACCUCGAUUCGGUCGAUGGAAAGGACCUGAUUUUAACAUGCGGCGCGACCCACGGACUUCAACUUUUGCUCUGCAGCGUCGUAUCGCCGAACGGUGUAAUUUUUGUCGAAGAAGUUACGUACAUGAUAGCGUUGAACGUAUUCAAACAAUUCCCAUUGAUGCGGAUAGUUACAGGUACGCUUUAAAGUGCGAAACAGUGUUCGCGAUCACGUAUUACGAUAAUGAAAUUUUUCAUUUCAUCCCCCCAUUUACUGCGGAUAACGCAGUGCCGAUGAAACUCGGUGUCGUCGAUCUGGACGCGAUGGAAAAAAUAGUAGCCGACGAAAAGGAGAGGGGGGAAUAUCUUAUCGACGAAGAAAAGAUAUUUUGGGCCGUAUUCUACACCAUCCCGACCUAUCACAAUCCUACGGGAAUGACCUUAUCUCCGGAAAAUUGCAAACGACUGGUGUCGAUCGCUCGGGAGAAUUCGCUUCUCGUUGCCUGCGACGACGUCUACAACCUACUCCGAUACGAGGACGUCGAAGAUCCUCCGCAGAGAUUAUUUUAUUACGACAAUCCGUGCGAUCCGGAAUACAGAGGAGGUAACGUUGUUUCGAACGGAUCUUUCUCGAAAAUUUUAUCGCCGGCCAUACGCCUCGGAUGGAUGGAAUGCGGCUCACGAGUUUGCGGGGUACUCAAACAGUCGGGCAUCAUGAAAAGCGGAGGAGCCGUCAACCACUACGUGUCCGGUGUUGUGGCCAGCUUACUCGAGCUGGGACUGGAGGACUCGUACCUUAAUUUACUGAUUCGAACUUACAAGGAGAGACUGGAAUCUCUGUGCAACAUCUUGGAUCGUUACUUACCGCGAUGCUGUUCUUAUCGGCGGCCCGAGGGCGGUUACUUUGUGUGGAUUUCGCUACCAGUCGGUACGAACGGUGAACAUUUUAUACGCUGGUGUCAAGAGAAGUACAAAGUGACCGCGAUACCCGGCUCUCGAUUCUCGAACGCUGGAAGGUCCGAGAAUCAUCUUAGAUUGAGCAUCGCGUUUCAUAAGAACGAUGUUCUCGAAAAAGCUGUAAAGACCCUUUGCACGGCGUUACUCGAUUACGCGAGAAAUGAAAUUGCGACGACGGGAAACGACACGAGGACGGCUAAUGAAGAUUAGCGAAUACCUUUAAAUUCUUCAGAGGUCACUGAAUUAACUCACCGCAAGGGGCGGGAAGGCUGCUGGCUAAUGCAUCGAGAAGAUGAGAAGGUUGCACUGCCUUAAUUUUCGUAAACUGAGCAUCGAUUAUGCGGAAGGUUUCCGCGUGAUAACGAAAAGUAUGUAACAUUCGAAGCAGAGAAAUGGAACAUCUGGUGUAAUAGAGGAGAUAAAAUGAGUUAAUCUUCCGACAUCGUAGUUUUAAUUGCCCAUCUAUAUAUAUCUGUACAAAGACGUAUGAUUAAAAUUCGCCGGUCGAUGAAUCGAA
This is a messenger RNA of Athalia rosae (coleseed sawfly), 1925 nucleotides long. Its product is annotated as 2-aminoadipate transaminase-like. The record is from RefSeq and is a predicted model, not a curated record. The transcript has 6 exons. Lineage: Eukaryota; Metazoa; Arthropoda; Insecta; Hymenoptera; Athaliidae. Bases 182 to 1618 code for a protein of 478 amino acids. Gene Ontology annotation, biological process: biosynthetic process. Gene Ontology annotation, molecular function: L-2-aminoadipate:2-oxoglutarate transaminase activity; pyridoxal phosphate binding.